AUGUCAUCACAACCUCAUUCUUUAAAUUCAAGUUCAAUAAAUCCAGCCAACUUGCUUGAACUUCAAGUUCUUACCAAAGUAAUUGGUCAAUUACAAAGUAAUGGGGACAUUCAAGGAUCGAUACCCUACUUGGCAAAAGUUGUACAAAUCAUUGACCAUCAACAGUUGGAUCGACCUAGUCGAGAGGUAAUGCAGACCGAUCCAAAACGGAAAGCGGCUUAUUAUGAACAAUUGAAUGAAUUACGUAAAGUCAAGGCAGAGGCUUAUGCACAACUGGCGGAUGCUUAUUUUAAAGUACAUAAUUUUAUAUCAUGCGAGACUUAUUUACUUUUCUCUGUCAAAAUCUGGGAAAACCUGAUAGAACAUGAGAGGCUACGAAUAGAUUCAAGUUAUGAAGAGCGACUUAAAAUAGCUUACAAGCAACUACUCGAUGCAUAUGAAGCAAUGGGAAAAUCUAAUUUAGCGUAUCAUAUAAAAGUUAAAUUAAAAAAACUAACUAAAAAAGAAGAAGAAAGUCUAUAA
This is a messenger RNA of Cokeromyces recurvatus, 522 nucleotides long. RefSeq lists its product as uncharacterized. NCBI's taxonomy places the organism in Eukaryota, Fungi, Mucoromycota, Mucoromycetes, Mucorales, Mucoraceae. Bases 1 to 522 code for a protein of 173 amino acids. The record is from RefSeq and is a predicted model, not a curated record. The transcript has a single exon.